UUUGGACGCUUUUGUAUUGUAAACGGGCUCUGUGAAAGCAACGCUAUAAUAAAUCACCUAGCCAGCCGGGGCACCUAUGCAGUAUGUGUGUUGGAGAUCGACUAYAUUGCAGUCCUUUUGCGCAGCGCACCAGAUCUACAGGACUCCUGGAAGGGAAUUCUUUACAAUUUAGAAAUUCUAUAGCAGUGUGUUACGUUGCACGGCAAUGUAUUUGAUGUCAAACACCCACCGUGUUUUCUGGAUAAAACCUGCUGAAAUGCGGGUUAUUGCGCAUAAACCUAAUUUGUAUGGGGAAUAUGUGCGUUAUAACACCGUGUUAUUCUAAUCGUUGACUAGGCUCAGACCUAUAGGUAUUUAUAUAGAGGACGAAGGCCUUUUGGUGAUCGUUACAACCAGGGAAUGCAGUGGCUGGGUCGAGUMUUUGUGCGGUUCGCCGCAGUCCCCCUACCCUCGGUGCGUGUSUGUGGAUCGCUUUAACUGAGACCAUAGGCCUACGUGYAAACUUGCUCGAGCAGMKAUUUGUAAUUUGCACGUAUACUGUAGACCCCGUUUAUCCGCCUCGGCUGAUCAAAAUACUCAUCGAGAACGUUAAGGUCGGACAAGGGUUGUUUCGCGCUGUAGGCUUAUAGCCUACGCAGUGUAGACGCAUCAUGACGCUCGUCGUUGACUGGAAGUAAUACUGUUUCUACAUUUGGGAGGCUUUUUCCCCCCACAGUUUCUAUUCUAGCUUCUAGAAGGCUAUAUGGACUGUUGGGUUUUAGGAGUGCCCCUGGCCACCAUGGAUACAACUUCGCAUAGCCUGCAGAAACCGACAGCCUCAACCGACAAGGUCCUGGACGGUGGAACGGGACUCGCUUUGGAUAUGAGUAUGGGGGACCGGGAAUUYACGGAACAAUCGAUUAGACUUACCGACAAAAUCCCGUUAGUGAAGCCCUAUUUAAAAAAAAAAAAAGGACAGAGGAAACUAGACUCAAAAUGCCUCCGUGCGCUCCAGGACCCUAUCCUGACCACAUUACUGAGUACGGAUGCACUUGUUACCGGAGACGGGGUGUUUGUUCCCCGGAACCCUCCGACAAGGACAGCGGGGAACCURUGCACUGCGGGGGUGGUCAAACAGGCACGGAUUGGUGGGCCUGUGUGUCUGAAAGAGUCGGSAGCUACCGGUGUAACGGCUAUGAUUACCGGCGACACUGACACAGAAAUGGCGGACACCGCCGCCGAGUUGGAGGAGACAGAGAGGGGGGUAACCAAGGUACCGGUAGAUCUCCAACGCGUGACAAUAGACCCUAACGAACGCAGAUUCCAGCUCAAACGUGUCCCCCGGGCGCGCGAGGUGGGGGCKGYAACCCCMAYACCWGAUACCCCUCUAGUAUCCCCUCCAAGCCRGGGGGGAAACACGAUGAGUGACCUCUUCGCCUCUAAAGCCUUGCGGGGGCCAGAUUGUCUGACCAUCAAAGACAGUACGAACACCCCCAGUCUUCAKGCCGACAAAGGCGAGAUAUUUCAGGAUAAAAGCGAAGAGGCCUCCCUGGAUCUAGURUUUGAUCUGCUAACCCAGCUCCAGUAUCACACGCACCAAGCCGACGCAGUUUCGAUCUGCGUGGAUUUCCUGCAGGGGUUGUGUGUGUACGGGAGUGACUGCGCUUACCACCAUACUGUGCUGCCCUACCACUGGCAGAUCCGCAAGAGUGAUACUCAAAGCUGGCAAAGCGUGGCGGAUGAUUCGCAGGAACAGUUGGAGAGGCUUUACUGCAAUCCGGACAAUGAACAAGUCAGGCUCAAAUUUCAGUAAGUGCUUUUAUUUUGUUCUACGUUCUGUGUAAAAGUAGCCUCAKAGAGCUGAGAUUGUAUUUACAAUUUUAAGACAGGAGUGCUUUGACAUGAGAAAGCUAUGCUGUUUGCUAUAGAAAAGGAGAGCGGCACUCUCUAGGAGCUUAGACGCAAUCAUGUAAUAACCUAAUAGCCAACRUUUGGACAGACAAGCUGUCUUCAUCAGGGUAUAAUGAUAAACAC
Salvelinus sp. IW2-2015 is the source of this 2013-nucleotide messenger RNA. Its product is annotated as protein mono-ADP-ribosyltransferase TIPARP-like. NCBI's taxonomy places the organism in Eukaryota, Metazoa, Chordata, Actinopteri, Salmoniformes, Salmonidae. Gene Ontology annotation, cellular component: nucleus. The record is from RefSeq and is a predicted model, not a curated record. Gene Ontology annotation, molecular function: metal ion binding; NAD+-protein mono-ADP-ribosyltransferase activity; NAD+ poly-ADP-ribosyltransferase activity.